This is a messenger RNA of Lepidothrix coronata (blue-crowned manakin), 421 nucleotides long. Its product is annotated as activating signal cointegrator 1 complex subunit 2-like. NCBI's taxonomy places the organism in Eukaryota, Metazoa, Chordata, Aves, Passeriformes, Pipridae. The annotation marks the transcript as partial. The record is from RefSeq and is a predicted model, not a curated record. Gene Ontology annotation, molecular function: ubiquitin binding. The transcript has 3 exons. Gene Ontology annotation, biological process: regulation of DNA-templated transcription.
CUCCAUGUCUCUGCUUUCUGCAGCACCCAGACAUCAAAGCUGAUCGGUCCUUCGUGCUCUACAAACCCCCUCCUGCUGUCAGGGACCCUGCUCUGCUGGAGGAGUUCCUGGAGAGAGCCAAGUUCAUUGCAGAUGACCUGAACUGGCUCCUGGCUUUGCCUCACGACAAAUUCUGGUGCCAGGUGAUAUUUGAUGAGACCCUGCAGAAGUGUUUGGACUCCUACCUGUGCCGUGCCCCCCGCAAGUUUGACGGGGUGUGGGAUUGCCAUCCGGAGGUGGAGGAUGUGCAGAAAUCCCUCCAUCACAGCGUCUUCCUCACCUUCCUCAGGAUGUCCACCCACAAGGAGUCCAAGAAAAUAUCUUCACUCAGCAGCCAAGUUACUUCGGUGACCUGGAUGAGACUCUGCCCACUGUCCUCCAG